AUGGCCCCUUCAGCACGCUUCGAAUCCGACAAUGUCGAUGCUUCCCCUCUGGGAAAGCCCCUCCAGUUCGCUUUCAGCAACAAAUCGGCACCAAACCGCUUCCUCAAGGGAGCAAUGACUGAGCGCAUCUCUUCGUGGGACCCAAAGAACCUGGAGGCUCGAGGUAUUCCUUCAAAGAACUUGGUCAAUGUCUACAAGCGCUGGGGAGAGGGUGGUCUAGGCCUGAUUCUUAGUGGAAACAUCAUGUUUGAAUAUGACCAUCUUGAGGCGGCUGGCAACCCUAUAAUUCCUAAAACGGCACCCUUCGAGGGAGAGCGCUUCGAUCGAUUCAAGGAGAUGGCUUCGCAAGGAAAAGCUCACGGGGCGUUGAUGGUUGGUCAGGUCUCUCACCCUGGUCGACAGGUGGAAUCACGCAUCCAGAAGAACCCUGUCUCUGCCUCGGACGUUCAGCUUAAAGGCGAGGUGAUGGGCAUGACCUUCGCCAAGCCACAUGCUGCCUCCGACGAGGAGCUGAAAGGUUUUGUCGAGGGCUGGGCACACGCUGCGGAGUAUCUGGAGAAGGCUGGGUGGGAUGGUAUCCAACUCCACGGAGCUCACGGUUACCUUCUUGCGCAAUUCCUUUCCCCCACAACCAACCAAAGAACGGACAAGUACGGUGGUUCGCUUGAGAACAGGGCUCGCUUGAUCUUGGAGAUUGCCCAAGAGAUCCGGAAGCGAACGAAGCCCGACUUCGUUGUUGGCAUCAAGCUCAACUCUGUAGAGUUUCAGGACAAGGGCUUCAACCCUGAAGAAGCCCAGAAGCUCUGCGCCAUGCUUGAGCAGAACAAGCUCGACUUUGUCGAGCUCAGUGGUGGUACUUAUGAGAAGCUUGCAUUUUCGCACCAGCGUGAAAGCACCAAGAAGAGAGAGUCUUUCUUCCUUGAGUUCGCUGAGACCAUUGUGCCGGGUCUUACAAAGACGAAGACCUAUGUCACUGGAGGCUUCAAGACCGUUGGCGCAAUGGUUUCGGCACUCGAUACAGUGGAUGGCGUCGGACUCGCCCGACCUGUAUGCCAAGAGCCACAUCUCUGCAAAGACAUCCUUGAAGGCAAGGUCAAGGGCGCGAUUGAGCAGAAGAUCGACAGAGAAAACUUCGGGUUGACAAACGUAGCCGCUGGAACUCAGAUCCGUCAAGUUGGCCAGGACCAGGAGCCGAUUGAUCUCUCCAUAGAGGCCAACGUCGACGCAUUCAUGAAGGACAUGGGUGCGUGGGGCGAGAAGAUGGCCAAGGACAGCGAGAUGAACAACUAUGGCUAUAUUGAUCUUACCGCGGCACCCGUUCCUUAUGGAACUGCUUCCGCUUAG
This is a messenger RNA of Ramularia collo-cygni, 1344 nucleotides long. Its product is annotated as probable 12-oxophytodienoate reductase 1. The record is from RefSeq and is a predicted model, not a curated record. NCBI's taxonomy places the organism in Eukaryota, Fungi, Ascomycota, Dothideomycetes, Mycosphaerellales, Mycosphaerellaceae. The transcript has 4 exons. Gene Ontology annotation, molecular function: FMN binding; oxidoreductase activity. The coding region runs from base 1 to 1344 and encodes 447 amino acids.